AUGACCAGGCUUCUGUGCUGCAGCCUUGUCCGUGCUAAUCCGAAAGAAGUUAUCGACCAGCCCAUCAUGUCGAAGCCCUACGAUUCCGCUCGGGUGCACCCGCGUCGCCGGCCUGCUUUAAACGCAGAGCUUUCCUCCCUGGUCACCGAAUCAGUGGAUUCUAAGAUGGGGCUAAAGAAGGGAGAGACCUUUCAUACACCGACUUCUCCUCCUUCUGAUGAGCGGGACCCAGUUCUAAAUAUUCGGUCAUUGCCUCGUCGCUGCCCAACUUCGCUGGAAGCUAUUGCUGCUAGCGAAGAACGCAUGACGUCGAUUCUGAACAGGCUGACUUUGGAUUCUCCAGAGGACAGCGUGAAAGAGCCAUCAAAAUCUGCUGGUGUCAUUCCUAUGCAAGAGGAUGUUUCAAAGGAUCCCUCUGGUCUAUCACGCCGUUCCUCUACUAGCGAGGACUUGAAAAAGAAUGAGGAGCAUGGGCAUGAAUCAGACAGCGGACUGGGAUCAUCCGUUAGUAGUAAUGAGGAGUCAGGCGAUGCAACAGUCGAUACCCCGCAGUCGCCAAUCACAAGCCCAUCCUCAGCUUUCGAUAUUGGCACCGCCCCUAAGCGCCAACUCUCCGUGAUAGCUUGCAAACAAAUCGAACGCUACAUACUCGUUCCUAUUCUUAAAGAUCCGAAGCUAAAACCUUUCCAUCCGUUGGUGAAGUCAAUUCCUCCACGGAUCCUGAAUCGACACAUUGUAUGCCUUCGAGACGUGGAAAAGUCACUAUUGUGGCUCGCACCUAAGUUCUCAAGUUCUCGAUUUGCAUACCUCAACUUCGCCGAGUUUACAAUCCAGUGCUUGCAUACAUCUGCUGCUCAUCUGAACGACCGAGAUCAACGACUACCGACUGAUCGCCCAUACACUAACGGAUACUUCCUCGAUCUUGUUUCCCAGGUUCGACGUUACGCAGCUAUGAUUCGUGCCUCCCGAGAGCGAGUCGAACAGGCCCAGGCCGAGGCCCCGUCCGAGAAGAAGGACGAAGUAUCUCUUGUAGUCAGUGCUUCCCUCGAGGGUGGUCUCUCCAAGAAUGGUAAACCCGCGGAGCUUGUCGUGAUGCAGGAUGGAAAGCCCAUCUCCAUGCGUACUGGUUUGCCAUUUGUUCCCGAGGACAAUCUUGCUACCUUCAAACGCACAAUCAGCUUUGACGAAAAAGUGGACGAAGGUGUGCAACGAUCGAUGGCUCGACGCAAGAAGAAUGCUCCCCCGAUGGACAUCAAUCAGAAGUGCAGCCAUUGCGACAAGGUGUUCAAGCGCCCCUGCGACUUGACGAAGCAUGAAAAAACCCACUCCCGUCCUUGGAAGUGUUCCGAUUCUACCUGCAAGUACUUUGAGGUCGGCUGGCCGACCGAGAAGGAACGUGAUCGCCAUGUCAACGACAAGCACUCCGAUACGCCAGCCCUUUACAAAUGCAAAUUCCAGCCUUGCACUUAUGCCUCCAAGCGCGAGAGCAACUGCAAGCAGCAUAUGGAGAAAGCCCACGGAUGGGUUUAUGUUCGAUCCAAGAACAACGCCCGCGGAGACAGCAAACGUGCUGGGUCUUCCAACCAACGUACUCCUAGCGUGUCUACACCAAGCACACAAUCAGUUGAUUUCGCUACUCCUGUCACUGGACCCAGCCCCUCUCCUGGCCCGCGUCCGUCAUUUUUCCCGGAUGCUGCUCCAUUCAACUUCAACGAUCCACCGGUCCCCUCCGGUGAUCAAUACCUCCAAUUGUUCGAGAAUUCCCCCUACGCCACGUCGUCGGGUGGUAUGAACACCGAUUUCAGCUUCCCUACUUCUGCCAACCUCGACUCGUUCCAAAACCAAUUCGAGUCGGGGGAUCCGAACGGUCUGAUUUCCUCCCUGGAAAUGCAUCGCGAGUCGAUGAACUCCAUGUCGGUCCCCUCGGUGGAGUCAAUCCCUGAUCUUAUGACCAUGUCAAAUUACGAUGACUCUCCGAUGGCUAACAGCAGCCUGAACUUCGAUUUUGACUGGGCCCAGAUGGAAUUCCCGGAUGUGAACACCGACUACACUGCCCUCAACGUGCAACUGCCCGAGAAUGAUUACAAGGGAUAUUCGGGACAGAUGGCAACAGACCCAUCCCACCUUUCCAUGACUGCCCCCGGCAAAAUGGCGGGUCUUUCUCCCAAUGCGCAGGGUAACCCUAUGCUGUACUCGCCUCCCUCGGAUCAUUACGAGUACGGCCGGCACCACAAUGGGAAUGACUUCAUGCUCUACGGUGAGCAGGCUGGUAUGAACAUGGCUCAGAUGAUCCCUUCCAUGACUCAACACCAAGCUACUCGCCAGUACGGCCAGUCUACUCAGAUGUUCCCCCCUCUUAGUGAUCAAGAGACUGCUCUCCAGGGCAUGCAGCCCUGGGCUGCUGAGCCUCGUCAAGGAGGCAACUCGGACUCCUACACCUCUCGCGACGUGGAACUUGAGUUCAUGAAGUAG
Penicillium odoratum is the source of this 2472-nucleotide messenger RNA. It is a transcript of the gene ace1, whose product is annotated as putative C2H2 transcription factor (Ace1). The record is from RefSeq and is a predicted model, not a curated record. The transcript is spliced from 3 exons. The coding region runs from base 1 to 2472 and encodes 823 amino acids. NCBI's taxonomy places the organism in Eukaryota, Fungi, Ascomycota, Eurotiomycetes, Eurotiales, Aspergillaceae.